CAUCCUCUAGACUGUGGGGAGCUACGCCGCUCGCUUGUCUCUUUCAGACGCCUUUCCAGUGGCUAAAAGAUGCCCGGAGGUACUUCACAGGCAUCUGUGUGACAAUGUGUCCGUGCAGUUUGGGAGGGGCGUGUUCCGAUAGCGGUGUUAAAUUACAGUGCGCGUUUUCACGUCCUACUUCUGCUCGUCGUUUCCUAGAAACUUAAAGCGUCACAGGGCACCUACUCGACCCGACCCUAAGAUUUCCGCUGUAUACAUAUUAUUAAACCGACAAACAAGAUAAUCGUGGUUUGUUCUCUCAUUAGUUUUUCUUUGUUGAAAUUCACCAAUUCCCGUUUUACAGCAUUAUAUAAAAUGUGUAUUACUUAAAUAUGACGAAUCGGAGUGGAAUAGUUGUGUCGGGUUGCUUUUGGAUGCUGCUUUUCGCGCAGCAGCGUCACUCGGUCGCCCCCUUCCGGCCCGAGCGCGGCGCUACCCCUGACUGCUGGCGCGUGGGAGGGGUGCACAAUGCGGAGAGCUUCGGCGCGAGGUGUCUGCCGCGAGCAAGCAGCGAAGGCGAUCCCGCGUCCUCGAACGCCUCGACACGCCGAUGUCUGUCGCUGAUGGAAACUGACAUAUUGAACCAUGUGUGCGAAUGUCUUUGGCGUUUUAAAAAGCCUGUUUGGGAAGCCUUUUGAUGGGGGGAAGAGGAUGGACACCAGCAGCCAGCAUCCAUCCAUGGCACGGCUACAGGAGAUGCAGGGUGAGUUGGCGAUGCUGGGCCCGCAGGUGAGCACCUUCAGCGGGCUGCAGAUCGACCGCGAGUACCGGCGCCUGGAGCGCGAGCUGAACCGGCUGCAGGUGGAGGUGGACCAGGUGGAGACGGAGGGCCGCUCGCAGCUGCAGCAGGCGCGCAAAAUGGUGGCUCAGGAGGUGGAAAGUCUGCUGCGCCACCUGGAGGAGAACGCCACGCACCCGUCCCGGCUGGCCAUCGAGGAGCUGACCUGCGAGGCGCGGCAGCUGGUGGAGGAGGGCGUGGUGGCGCCCCAGCGGGCGGGAGCCAGUGAGAUCAGUGACGAGCUGGUGGAUGCCCUGCAGGAGCUGGUGCUGCGGCUGACGCAGGUGAAGACGGGCGGCCGCGUGUCACUGCGCAAGGCCCGUUACCGCGCGCUGACGCGGCUCUGCGCCGUGCAGGAAGUAGUGGAGGGACGCACGCGCCAGCUGACCCUGCCACUGUCCGACGAUACGCACGCCGCCGUCCAGAGCAUUAACCAUGCGAUGGUGCGGGUGAGCGGGGUCCGCAGCCAACUGGUGGCACUGCUGAUGGGUCUCAGCAGCCGGGACAGCUGCACGCAGCUGUCCCGCGUGCUCACCGAGCUGCUGGUGGAGCUGGAUGCCCUGGACGUGUCGGGGAAUGCCGCCGUGCGCAACUACCGUAAGCAGGUGGUGGAGGAGAUCAACGCUCUGCUGAAACACCUGGACCUGGAGGGCGAGGGGGACGACACGCGCAGGUACGACCUGGCGCAGAAUGACUCCAUCCGGGAGAUUGAGGCGGUGAGGGGCCGCGUCUCCCAGCUGCAGGAGGGGGUCCUUCAGCAGAACGAGGUCGGGGAGCUGGCCUUCCGGCCCAAGGCUGAGCUGCAAAGCCUGCUGACACACCUCGACCAGGUGGACACCGCCCGCAACCCGUGCAUCCGCGAGGCCCGCCGUCGAGCCGUGCUGGAGGUGCAGGCCGUCAUCACCUUCCUGGACCUGCGGGAGGCGCUGGCGAGGCGUUGCCAUGGCCUCCAGGAGCACCCCUCCCACGGCGCCGUGUGGCAGGUACUGACCAGCCUGUCGGAGCUGCAAGCCCAGGUCCUGGGCUUCGAUGGCAAGCGGGCCGAUAAGAGUUACAUGGUACUGGAGGAGCUGCUGACAAAACAGCUGCUGGCUCUGGACGCCGUGGACCCACAGGGCGACGAGAUGACGAAAGUCGCCCGCAAGCAGGCGGUCAAGUUUGCCCAAAACAUCCUCAGCUACCUUGACAUGAAGACGGACGAGUGGGAAUACUGACGUGGGCGAGCCGGCAUUGGCACGGACAACGUGGCUGUAAAUACGAGCAGCGUCUGUGUGGAGUGUGUGUGAGUUCUGAUCCGGAAGCCAGAGCGUGUCGUGGCAAUGUGGGCGACUCCUGACUGGUUCCUCGCGGGCCGACACUUUUGUCAGUCAAAUUUGGCAGAUUAAAAAAAAAAAAACAAAAAAAACAAAAACAAACAGUGUUACAUUGCACGCAUCACCCACAUACACCAUUCAGCCACUAGGCGAUGAGUGACCCAUUAAACCCCAGUGAGCACUCGUUUGCUCACUCGUUUUGCACUCGUGUGCAUCUGUGGCAUUAAAUCCAGCUUCUGCACUGUGCUGUCAGCGAGCCCCCUAAUAACCUCUGGACACAGUGCAGAACCAGCUCCUGCUCCCUGUUACACCGCUGUCUGGCUUAUCAGAGAAACACAGCAUCAGACAGGAGUAGAGUCCCCCCCCCCC
This is a messenger RNA of Brienomyrus brachyistius, 2499 nucleotides long. It is a transcript of the gene bag5, whose product is annotated as BCL2 associated athanogene 5. The record is from RefSeq and is a predicted model, not a curated record. Gene Ontology annotation, molecular function: protein-folding chaperone binding; adenyl-nucleotide exchange factor activity. The coding region runs from base 625 to 2031 and encodes 468 amino acids. Gene Ontology annotation, cellular component: cytoplasm; nucleus; membrane. Lineage: Eukaryota; Metazoa; Chordata; Actinopteri; Osteoglossiformes; Mormyridae. The transcript is spliced from 3 exons. Gene Ontology annotation, biological process: protein stabilization; negative regulation of protein ubiquitination; regulation of inclusion body assembly.